UUUCAGUUAAAUGGUGGUGGUCACCCUAGUUCAUUAAAUUCACAUUGAUUAUGCAAGCAGUAUUCAGUGUGGUUCUUCCUCAAAAGUUCCCAUUUGCGUCACGACGGUCAGUCUGAGAGGACCGUCUAGAUUCGUACCACCCAGCAAAACCAUCAGGCACAUACUUUCUUCUUUGUAUGAAAGGAAGAAAAUAUGUUUGGGAUACUGGCACCAUCCGUUAUUGGCUUCAUUUUGCAAGGUUGUCUUGGCACAGAAUGGUUCAUCCAGAUGCCUGAAAACAUCACUGCCAUCAGUGGGUCCUGUAUUGUGAUCCCCUGCACUUUCUCAUUCCCUGCAAAAUACAAAACAGAGGUCAAUACUUCGGUAGCGUUGUGGACAAGGGGCAAGGUUGGUGGCCCUGCAGUGCUUCAGUCCGAUACGAGCCCAGCCAGUGGCUUUGAGGGAGAGAUUGUGGGGGACUUCAAGAACAAGAACUGCACCACCGUCUUCACAGAGCUCCCUCUGGGAUUCAGUGAGCCAUUACUUUUCAGAGUGGAGGGGCCUUCUGACCUGAAAUACACAUACGCUAAAGAACUGUUCAUCAGCUUUCAGAGAGAGCGCCCCCCUCGUCCUGUGCUGAGCCUGAGCCCCUCAGGUGGGUUGAGACCAGGUAAGACGCUGACCGUCACCUGCCGCGCCAGUGCCCCCUGCCCGUCUCUUCUACCAGAAGUGCGGCUUGAGCUGGAGAUGGACCAGAGCCAGCAGUCAUCUGUGCAGGUGCACUCUGAGCAGGGGGUCAUGUUUGUGAUGGCCAACCUGAGUUUUACUGUGAUGGCCCGUCAUUAUGGGCAAAAUGUCACCUGUGAAGCCAUAUACCCUGGAAAAUAUGGAGCCAAAAGCCAUGGAGUGGAGAGUCAGACCCUCAACAUUCUGUAUGGGCCACACAACACCAGGGUAACGAUGAGCCGUCCGAGCCCAGUCCCAGUAGGAGCGCUGGUGACCCUGCGCUGCCUGAGCGAGGCCAACCCCCCAGUGAACACCUACAACUGGUACGCCGGGAUCACCAGUGGCCAACGGACUCUGAGGGCCUCAGGCCAAGAGUUGGCUCUCAUGGCCACCGGGGCCGACAGGGGUCUGUACUCCUGUGAGGCCAUCAGCCCGUGGGGAGAGCAGAAGUCUGCUGUGGUCGCAUUGGAGGUUGAGGAUGGCAGUGAAGGCCAGCAGUGCUCCAUGGUGCCAUAUGUGUUCUGUGGAGUUCUGGCAUGUCUGUAUGUCCUCACUAUUGUGGUGGAUGUCUACAAAUACAAAAGAUUGACUGUAAGUAUAUUUAGUUGUUUUGUUUUUGUUUUAUUCUAUCCUCAUACAGAUGCAUGUAAUUUCCCUUUCCUGUGGUGGUAAUGGUAACCCUGGACUCAACAGAAAUAUAGUGUCAUUAACUACACAGUGUCCUGCUGAAAUUGUUUUGUCUAAAUAAAAUGAUUAUUUGGUUGUGAAUAAAAAGACUUUCAGGACCCGAGAGGAAGCUCAAGGGCCAUAUGCAACCCUUACUUUAUCAAACAUCUCUGCUGAUUACGAGCAGAUUCAGCGAAACACCAAGAGCACGCCUGGUUCAGUAAACGUGAGUGAAGAUUAUCAAAAUGGAUCCACACAGAGAAGACAGAGGCCAGCAUAAUGUAUUCCAACUGUUACAUGAAAUAGUAGAAUUCCCAGAAUCCAAUGAAGAAUACGUAUUUUUCUAACAGCAAUAGUCUCCGUAAUGAGCAGAGGAUUGGGUGCUUAAAACAAAGGCUUUCCAUGCAGACAAAUAUGCAAUAAUUUAGUCAAAUGUCAACUGUUUAAAUGGCUUCAUAUUACAGUUUUUUUCAAUCACUAACAAGCGAUUGUCCAUUCAUUUGACACAUUUUCAAAACUCUAAACACAGACUCUCACCUACAAAACACAAUUGGCCAAAUGGAUCAUUUUCCUCUCAAAAGCACAUCCCAUGUUCUUACACCACAUUUUGUUACAUAUACACUAACUCAUCAUUUCUCUGCACAAUCUAACUUUACCAAAACACUGGAAACCUGACUCAAAAUGAAGUUAUUUUGUCAAAGAAUAAAACUUGUUUUCACUUCACAAGAUACAUGCAGUCAAUUAGAAUACACUAGGUUUCAAAAUACUGGCUACUGUUCACAUUACAAAAACUGCAUAGACUUUUAUGUUUCAGUUUUACAGGUAUUUGCAUGCAAAACAUGCAAUCCAGCAUUUUUAAACUAAAUUUCUUGGUUGGGAACUGUAUGUGCAGAUGUAAUGUUCACAUUCAAAUGCAUUCCAGUAAAAAGCAAAUCUUUUUUUUUUUUACUGUUCACUAGGCCUACAGGAGGUGCAGUAUAAAUACUGUUUACAGUAGACUAUGAUAGAACAGAAAAAGUUUUACAGCAUUGCAGUGAACAAAAUAUCCAUGAUACACAAGAGCAUUCUGAACAAAAAACAACAGCAAAAAGCCCAGAUAAAGGGGGUGAACAAAAAAAAGCACAAUAUUACUGUGUCUAAUCUCUGCACCUGCUCCUCUCAGUGCUCCUGCACUGCAUCUCUCACUGGGCCUGCUCUUCUCCCUGGGCCCCUUAGUCUUACUUUUCCUCGUCCAGACAUUACAAUAUUUGUCUUUUUCUGUUUCUGCUUCCAAAAACAUCACCUCCUCUUUUUACUGUGUAAGUGUCAAUGUAAUAGAGACCCCUGCCACUGAGUCUAAGACAGACUGAAAUCAGCUGUGGUUGGCCCAAUUUACCCAACAUAAAUCAUCUGUGUGUCAAUUAUUCGACUGUUUGUUUAUUAUCAGCUGAGAUAUUGCUUUUGAAUUGAUAAAAUUGCAGAAGCAGAGGUUUUAUACUGUAUCUAAGGUUUGGAAUAUUGUUUUAACUAUUGUGGGAUGUUGUGUGUUAACAUUCGAAAAUAAUACAAAAACGAUCCAUUAUUUUGUUGGGAGGUAUAGUUUGUCUGUUAAGAAAAUGUAAGCAUUGUGAAAAUGUAUUCACUGACUGCAUACUGCGUGAAAACAACAUGAAAUGUGUGAAUGGUAUGGCCACGAAAAACCGAUGCUGUGCUAACUGUGUUUAGAGUUUUGAAAAUGUGUCAACUGAAUGGACAAAACGCUUGUUAGCGAUUGAAAAAAACUGUAAUAGGUGCAUGAAAUAUGUCCAUCAAUGGAAUUACAAGACUACAUCACACUGACUGCACAAGUGUAGCAAUUUCUCCAUUCUCCUUGUGCUUAUUUUGAGCUUAAUGAAACCACAAUAUUGUUGUUUUUUUGUGUGUGUGUGUAUA
Molecule: messenger RNA, 3282 nt
Organism: Sardina pilchardus (European sardine)
Lineage: Eukaryota; Metazoa; Chordata; Actinopteri; Clupeiformes; Clupeidae
Product: B-cell receptor CD22-like
Exons: 9
Coding region: 193-1377 (394 amino acids)
Source: RefSeq, a predicted model, not a curated record